This is a messenger RNA of Andrographis paniculata, 1884 nucleotides long. RefSeq names its product berberine bridge enzyme-like 21. Bases 64 to 1713 code for a protein of 549 amino acids. Gene Ontology annotation, molecular function: oxidoreductase activity; FAD binding. The record is from RefSeq and is a predicted model, not a curated record. Lineage: Eukaryota; Viridiplantae; Streptophyta; Magnoliopsida; Lamiales; Acanthaceae. The transcript has a single exon.
UCCGACAGACUUGUAAUACAUCGCACUCGAUCUGGACAAACAGGAACCGAUAAAUUCAAAAUUAUGUCUUCCCCCUUGGAAAAUUUUCUGAGUCUGCUCCUUCUGUGCGCCAUCAUCAAUUGCUCUAUGGCGGCUCCGGGCUCCGACUACGACGCCUUCGUCAAAUGUUUCUCCGCCGGCGCCGGCGAUGCUUCUAAAAUUGUCUUCGCACCUCAAAACCCCAACUUCACUUCUGUCUUAGACGACUACGCAAGAAACCCACGUUUCAAGACUCCCCAAACCCCAAAACCCUCCUUCAUUGUAACCCCUCUUACAAUAUCCCAAAUCCAAAAAACCGUCGUCUGCGCAAAGAAACUGCGGCUGCUGCUCAAAAUCCGCAGCGGCGGACACGACUACGAGGGGAUCUCGUACGUCUCGAAUGUCCCCUUCGUUAUCCUCGAUCUGUUCAAUUUUAGGACAGUUAAUGUCAGCAUCCAAGACGGGACGGCGUGGGUGCAAUCGGGGGCGACGCUUGGGGAGCUCUAUUACAGGAUCUGGGAGAAGAGCAAGGUCCAUGGAUUCCCCGGCGGCGUGGGGGCGACGGUCGGCGUCGGCGGGCACAUCAGCGGCGGCGGUUACGGGAACCUGAUGCGUAAAUACGGUCUCAGUGUGGACCACGUGGUCGACGCGCAAAUUAUGGAUGUCAACGGGAGACUUUUGGACAGGAAGGCGAUGGGUGAAGACCUGUUUUGGGCAAUCAACGGCGGAGGCGGCGCCAGUUUCGGAGUUGUCGUGGCGUACAAGAUUAAGCUCGUCCCUGUCCCGCCGGUGGUCUCUGUUUUCAAAGUCUCGAGGACCAUUGAGGAGAAUGCAACCGACAUCGUUUUCCGGUGGCAGUUUAUUGCAGACAAGGUCGACGAGAAUUUGUUCAUCAGGCUUCUUGUCGGAUCGGCGACCAAAACAGGUGCCAAAGUUGAAUCAGACAAGACCGUUAAAGUGCGAUUUGUUGGCCAGUUUCUUGGCAAUGCCAAACAGCUUAUGUCAGUAAUGAAAUCGCAGUUCCCCGAGCUGCAACUAAAGAAAGAAGACGUUCUGGAAAUGAGCUGGAUUCAGUCUGUGCUAUUCUGGGACAACAAAAAUGGCUCGUCUGAAACCACACUUCUCGAUCGAAAAUCGAAAGCCGACAACUCCUUCAAGAGAAAAUCAGAUUACCUGAAAUCCCCAAUUCCCAAACAGGGCCUAUCAGGCCUGUUCAAAUUGAUCAUCCAGCUCGGUAAAGCGGGAAUGGCAAUCAAUGCCUACGGCGGACAAAUGGCUAAGAUCCCCGCAACGGCCACGCCAUUCCCUCACCGGGCCGGAAACAUAUUCAAGAUCCAAUAUUUCGUAAAUUGGAAAGAGCCAGGGCCCGAGGCAGACAAGAAGUACGUCGACCAGACAAGAGCCCUGUAUCGUUACAUGACUCCUUUUGUGUCCAAGAAUCCGAGAGAAGCAUACCUGAAUUACCGGGACCUGGACAUUGGCAUCUCGAGCAAUGGCAAGAAUGCAUAUAAUGAAGGGAAGGUGUAUGGACUCAAGUAUUUCAAGGACAACUUUGACAGAUUGGUGAAGGUGAAGACUGCCGUUGAUCCUGAGAACUUUUUCAGGAAUGAGCAAAGCAUUCCGCCAUUGAAAUCCAAUAAAUGGGAACUAACUGAAUAUGAUCACGAUGAAGAUGAAGAAGAAUGGUACGAUUGAUCCUGAAGGGUAUUAGCCUAUUACAAAUCUGAUGUGAUUAUUCAAGAACCAAUCUUUAUAUUUGUAAUAAGUAUUGCAUAAUAAGGGAGCCAGUUUACAUGUCAGAGAUUCUUGUACACAAAAAUUUUCCAAAGUCUCAACUAUUAGAUUACAGAUCCUCUAUUUCCUGUC